AGCUGGAGCUGGUGCAGAACGCCGUCUUCACCGACCCCACUGACCAGAGUGCCUGGGUCUACCUGUGCUGCAUCCUCUCCCGAGCCACCCCCCCGCCGAGGAUCAUCUGUGUGUACGUCAACCGAGAGGACACCACAUUGGUCGUCGUCUUCUCCCGCCCUGUCGUGGUGAGCCCGGAUGGCCCGGACCUGACGGCGACCCUGGAUGGCUCCACCCUGGAAGGGGCGUGGCGCUCAGGGGAAGGGCGGCCACGCCUCAGCCACACCUGGGUAUCAAAGUUUCUGGACCUGCCCUGCCCCGCAGAGGCCCCGCCCACCGAGCGGCCACGCCUCCAGCUGGGCGUCACCUGGGAGCCCGACUCCGCCCACCACCAGGUGACGCUGCUGCCAGACGAGGCCGAGGCUUGGUGGCAGAAGCCAAUCGUGGCCCGGGAGCUGUUUUGGCCCGAGGUGGGCAUGGCCAACCCCCAGGUGCUGUGGGAACAGGUGGAGACCUGCCGGGAACUGCUGGAAUUGGAGCCGCAGAGCCGAGGCUGCCUCCUCACCCUAUAGCUGCUGCUGUCGGCGCUGGACCCCGUUGGUCACGCCCACGAGGCCCGGAGGCACCUGGAGAGCCUGAAGGUGGGUGUGGCUUUGGGGGUGGGCGUGGCCACCCCGGAGGCUGACCCACUGCGAUUGGGCUUCGCAGCCGACGCGGCCUCGCGAUUGGAGGCGGCGCUGGGGGUGCUGGGAUUGGGGGCGGGGCCGGGGCCGGUGUGGGUCCGCCUCCCCGAGAAGGACGCAUUGGGAGUGAUUUUUGGGGUUACUGGUUUAUACUGCUUUCUACUGUGA
Neopelma chrysocephalum (saffron-crested tyrant-manakin) is the source of this 830-nucleotide messenger RNA. RefSeq names its product geranylgeranyl transferase type-2 subunit alpha-like. Lineage: Eukaryota; Metazoa; Chordata; Aves; Passeriformes; Pipridae. Gene Ontology annotation, biological process: protein prenylation. The annotation marks the transcript as partial. The record is from RefSeq and is a predicted model, not a curated record. The transcript is spliced from 8 exons. Gene Ontology annotation, molecular function: zinc ion binding; Rab geranylgeranyltransferase activity.